Linum tenue is the source of this 1289-nucleotide messenger RNA. The record is from the annotation of a GenBank genome assembly. NCBI's taxonomy places the organism in Eukaryota, Viridiplantae, Streptophyta, Magnoliopsida, Malpighiales, Linaceae.
CUUUGCUACAAGGCAGUUGCAGCGGUCUUUCUGUAAUUCCAAAACCUUUCUGGAACCGUCCCUUAUUGCAGUUUCCAAUCAGUUGCUUCUUUUCUUCUCAUCUUCCUUCCGCCCAUCCCUCCGGCUCCAAGGGAGUCAAUCCUCUGCUGCAAUUGCAAUGCUGCAGACUGUAGUCAGCCAGCUUUACCUCCUCCACCUUUCAUGGCUUGCUUAACCCUUUUCCGACCAUCAUUUUUCUCUCUGUAUUCCUCUCCCUCUCCCCCUUCCUCUGUUUCCCAUCUCUGCUCCUCCACAACUUACGCCAGGUACACAGCAACUUUACCUUCUACUAAUCCUUCGAUCCGCUGUUCUUGCUCGAACCCUUCCGAUUCUCCUCGGAAGCCCUCGACUCUGAGUACUUGGUCCAACCAUUCAUGGGUUCUGGUUCCAAUCCUUCGCGAGAUCGGAGGGAAGACUUCCUCGCACACCAAGAAAUGGGUUUCUCUACUGCAAUCCUACAGCCACGAAGCGGACAAGGAAGCGGGCGGUGGGAAUUAUUUGCAUAACAGUGGGUUUGGAUUGGCAUUGUUGAGCAUAACCUCCAACGCUAGAGUCAAAUUUAGUCCGUUUGUGGCAGCACUGGCGGCGAACCCAACUUUCUUGUCCGGUCUACUGGCCUGGUUCGCUGCUCAAUCGAUUAAGGUGUGUCUAAAUUUCUUCGUGGAGAGGAGAUGGGAUUUCAGGAUUUUGUUUGCAUCAGGUGGGAUGCCGUCUUCCCACUCUGCUCUCUGUACUGCUUUGACGACGUCGGUAGCGUUUUGCCAUGGCGUAGCUGAUUCUUUGUUUCCAGUUUGCUUGGGGUUUAGCCUUAUAGUUAUGUACGAUGCUAUUGGCGUCAGACGCCAUGCCGGGAUGCAAGCUGAGGUAGAAUUACUAUAUUGGGUGGAUAGUAUGAUUUAUAAUGUGGAAAAGGUUCUCAAUAUGAUCGUUGAGGACAUGUUCCAAGGCCAUCCAAUAAGUGAAAGAAAGUUGAAGGAACUUCUGGGUCAUACUCCAUCCCAAGUCGUUGCUGGAGCUUUGCUAGGGAUCUUGGCAGCCUGUAUUUGUUGCCAGAGUGGCUUAGUUGCGACCUAAACAGAUAAAUAAACGACAACAAGCUAUGUUUAUCCUUUGGGUUUGUGCCAAAUGAUCCAACGGGAACUCCCAUGUCGUAACCUCAUGGCAUUUGUUGUUUGCUUCAUUGAAUGACACUGUCGUUUUCGAUACUUGAAAAAUAGACGACAAUGAUGAUUUCCUUUUUCAGUUGCUCG